GUCCAUGGAUGAGCAGAGAUCCUCGAGCUCCAGCGGGUACAGGGGCAUGGGUGACUACCGGCCCGACGGGCGUGGCGGGUUUUACCUGCCCAACGGCGCCGGCUUCGUCGAUGCCAAUGGGGUGACCCACAAGCCGGGCGAAGGCAGAUGGAAGCCGCGUGUGAGAGGAGGGCAAAAAGAGCAGCAGAAAAGACGGCACAAGGCCGAGAAAGAAGUCCUUCACCGAGCGGUGAACGGGCUUUCUAAGAUGGCUGAUGUGCUUCAUGCGACCAUGGUGCCCAAGUAG
Messenger RNA from Symbiodinium sp. CCMP2592, 286 nucleotides. NCBI's taxonomy places the organism in Eukaryota, Dinophyceae, Suessiales, Symbiodiniaceae. The record is from the annotation of a GenBank genome assembly.